AUGCUUCACUUCUGGGAUGUGAUGUAUGCACAAGUCUAUGUUCUCAAUAGGUUUCAAGCAAAUCCUGGAGAAGCUCAUUGGGUGGCAGCCAAAAAGGAGGUGAAAUUUCCUGGAAAAGCGCAAAGCAAACCCUCUAUAGAAACUUCUACCAUGCAAGCAGAGUUUAUAGGCUGCUAUGAGGCGACUAGGAAGGGGCUUUUUCUUCCAGCUGUUGUAAAUGGCUGGGCUGCCGUAAAAAGCAGAUGGAUGAAGUUAUCUCCUGUGCCUGAGUUCAAAGAUCAAAUCCCAAAAAUGCUUCGAAAUGAUAGUGAAGCCUUAGGAAACACCUUGGUUACUUUCACCAACAAAAAUAACAACAGUUUAUAG
Prunus armeniaca (apricot) is the source of this 366-nucleotide messenger RNA. NCBI's taxonomy places the organism in Eukaryota, Viridiplantae, Streptophyta, Magnoliopsida, Rosales, Rosaceae. The record is from the annotation of a GenBank genome assembly.